AGAAACAGAGAGAGAGAGAGAGGAGGCUGAGAAGGAGAGAGAGAGGGAGAGAGAGAAAAAGAGAGGGAGAGAGGAGGCAGCAGGACGGAUAUGAAGGAGCUGCUGAGUUUCUGUUUCUGAAGACUAAAAACCGGUUUUGCGAUGGGGAACACAGACAGCCACAGCAGUUUCGUGUCUCCCGCCAAGUCGCCGUGUUCGCUCCGGCUCUCGUCCUGCAGGAGGGAGGAAACGCCAUCGGCUCGCAGCUGGUGGAGGAGCAAUCAGGGCCGGAGCCGCGGGAGGAACUACCUGAAGCCGCAGGUCACCGGGCCGCCGUACACAUCCUGGCAUUACGAACCCGCCCCCACGCCGGGAGCCGCACCUCCGAGGUUCUUCACAGGAAGUACCGGGCAGAGCGUGGAGUGCACGUCUCUACAGAGCGAUGGCGAUGGCAGCCCCAAAGUGAUGCUCGGAAAAGACGGGAGCAUGAGGGUGGAGUUCACAAACGCCAGGGGAGUCUCCGUGGAGACGCAGGGCCUCCCCCUUGCCGCGGCCGGCGCCCAGACAGCUGUCGAACCCUCGCUGCGCACCAGUAAAGGCAGCUCGCUCAGCUCGGACGGGUCCUGGUACGACUCGCCGUGGGGGCCGGGCGGCGAGCUGGCUGAUAACGUGUUCGUCUGCACGCAGAGUAGCGGCUACGCUGCCUACUCCUCGGCACGCACAGAGGACAUGGCCACCGGUAGCAGCGGCUACAACACCGUCUUCUCCGCGCAGGUGGACGUCUCGCCAGGGUUCAACGCCAGCCUCCUGUUCCCCGCUGGCGGCCAGAGCAGCGAGUUCUGCAACACGUGCUCCUCUGGGCGCACGGAGGACAGCGGCAUCGGAGACUCUGUGAUCCUGCCGGAAGACUUCAGUUCCGCCUUGCUGGACAGCGUUUACCAAAACACGCAGCAGUUCGCCUUCCCUACCGCCCCGGACGCCCCCGCCGCUUUCUGCUGUUCGACGCCGCGGCUGGAUGAGAUCAUCGCAGAAGAGGAGGGAUCGGGCGUGGAGCAGCGGUACUCCUCGCUGACGCUCCCCUGUCGCAGGGCCGAGUCCGUCGGAAACUCCGCAGCCGCCGCCGGGAACAGCCGCAAAGACUUCCUGAAGAGUCGGAUCCGACGACUCAGUGACUGGACAGGAAGUCUGAGCAGGAAGAAGAGGAGGAUCCAGGAGCCGUACGGCAGCGAGAGCAGCAAUGGCUGCAACCUGCUGUGGUCCUCCAACCCUCUCCACGCUCAGAACCAGAGCCAGAACCAGGUCCCAGCAGCCUCCUGGGGCUCCUCUGGGACCCUCAACCAGACCCAGACCCAGAACCACAGCCAGAGCCAGAACCAGGUCCCAGCAGCCCCCUGGGGCUCCUCCAGGAGCCUCAAUCAGAACCAGAACCAGGUCCCAGCAGCCCCCUGGGGCUCCUCCAGGAGCCUUACCCAGAACCAGAACCAGGUCCCAGCAGCCCCCUGGGGCUCCUCCAGGAGCCUUACCCAGAACCAGAACCAGGUCCCAGCAGCCCCCUGGGGCUCCUCCAGGAGCCUUACCCAGAACCAGAGCCAGAGCCGGACCAGCGACGCCCAGCGGCAGAACGUCUACGAGAACUUUAUGCAGGAGCUGGAGACGGGCGCCGCUGAGAGGACCGAGCCGUCGGACGGGGAGGAGGGGGAGGAAGAGAUGGAGGGGGAGGAGGAGGAGGAGUGGGGGGGAGGCGGGCAGCUGGACUUCCUGUUUGAGACGGAGCAGGGCGCGGUGAGGCGGGCCGGAUGGCUGUCCUUCAAAGCUCUUAUCACCGUCGGCAAAGACAGGAAGCUGGAGCUGGUCGCUCGCCGCAAGUGGAAGCACUACUGGGUCACUCUGAAAGGUUGCUCUCUGCUGUUUUAUGAGACCUACGGGAAGACGCUCGGCGCCGAGCGGGAGCUUUCUCCGCGCUACGCCCUGCUGGCAGACGACAGCAUCGUCCAGGCCGUCCCCGAACAUCCCAAAAAGGAGCACGUCUUCUGUCUGAGCAACUCGCACGGAGACGUCUACCUGUUCCAGGCCACCACUCAGACCGACCUGGAGAACUGGGUGACGGCGAUCCACUCGGCGAGCGCGGCGCUGCUGGCUAAGCGGCGUGGGACGGAGGACACGCUGCGUCUGCUGCGCGUCCAGAGCGGCGCCCUGCUGCACAGCAUCGACAUGGACGCCAAGAUGAAGAAGAUGGCCGAACUGCAGCUGUCCGUCAUCAGGGAGCCCAGGAACAGGAAGGCCGUGGAGAGCCAGAUCCAGCAGUGGGAGCAGAACCUGGAGAAACUGAACCUGGAUCUGUUCCGUCUGCGCUGCUAUCAGUCCAGCCUGCAGGGCGGCGAGCUGCCCAACCCCAAGAGCCUGCUCGCCGUUGCCAGCCGGCCCUCCAAGAGCAUGCUGGGACGGCUGGGCGUCUUCUCCGUGUCCUCCUUCCACGCUCUGGUGUGCAGCAGAGACGAGGGGACUCUGAGGCGACGCAGCCGCUCUCUGUCGGGAGGAUGCAGCCGGAGGCGCGGCCUGCCGUCCUCUCUGAGGGCGCUGGACGCACCCAAGAGACGCAGCAGGGACGCCAGACACUCCACAGCCCAGGUAAUACACCGCACCCACCACGGCCCAGGUAAUACACCGCACCCACCACGGCCCAGGUUAUACACCGCAUCCACCACGGCCCAGGUUAUACACCGCACCCACCACGGCCCAGGUAAUACACCGCACCCACCAUGGCCCAGGUUAUAAACCGCACCCACCACGGCCCAGGUAAUACACCGCACCCACCAUGGCCAAGGUUAUACACCGCACCCACCACAGCCCAGGUUAUACACCGCACCCACCACGGCCCAGGUUAUACACCGCACCCACCACGGCCCAGGUUAUACACCGCACCCACCACAGCCCAGGUAAUACACUGCACCCACCACAGCCCAGGUAAUACACCGCACC
Molecule: messenger RNA, 2958 nt
Organism: Sander lucioperca (pikeperch)
Lineage: Eukaryota; Metazoa; Chordata; Actinopteri; Perciformes; Percidae
Product: T-lymphoma invasion and metastasis-inducing protein 2-like
Exons: 7
Coding region: 142-2754 (870 amino acids)
Biological process (GO): small GTPase-mediated signal transduction; activation of GTPase activity; positive regulation of axonogenesis
Cellular component (GO): synapse; membrane
Molecular function (GO): guanyl-nucleotide exchange factor activity
Source: RefSeq, a predicted model, not a curated record